AUGAUACAAAUUAUUAAUAAGAGACCCAUAAUAUUAUAUAAAGCUAAAAACUUUGGAUUUUAGAAGAAGAAAAUGAAGAUUUGGAGGUUUGUUUGGUAUAAAUAUUAUUAAUGUUAAGGUUAUAGAGCAUAAAUUUCCUUUUUACAGAUUUAAUGGUAUACCUUAAAAAAGAAUCAAGUGGAUUAACUUAAUAUUUGGGUGAAGAUUAGAAAGAAUUAUAAGUUUAAUUUUUAAUAGAAGUUGAAAAUUUUAAGAAUGAAUUAUUCGAAAUAUAUUUUGUAUUAUUUGUUAGCUCAAUAUUUAUGUGGAGAAGACAAUAAAUUUUUUAUGAAGACAAAAUGUAAGCAGUUAGAAAGAAUCUAUCAAAUAAAUAUACAAAUGGAAAAAUUAUAAAAUAGAUAAUUUAAAUGAGUAAAAAAUCCAUGAGUAUUAUGUAACAUAAUUGCCACAAGAUACCGAAUCAUCAGAAAUGA
Molecule: messenger RNA, 473 nt
Organism: Paramecium sonneborni
Lineage: Eukaryota; Ciliophora; Oligohymenophorea; Peniculida; Parameciidae
Source: the annotation of a GenBank genome assembly